Antechinus flavipes (yellow-footed antechinus) is the source of this 11319-nucleotide messenger RNA. It is a transcript of the gene CCDC32, whose product is annotated as coiled-coil domain containing 32. Lineage: Eukaryota; Metazoa; Chordata; Mammalia; Dasyuromorphia; Dasyuridae. The record is from RefSeq and is a predicted model, not a curated record. Gene Ontology annotation, biological process: cilium organization. The coding region runs from base 120 to 653 and encodes 177 amino acids. The transcript has 4 exons.
GGAAGCUCGAUGCUCAUCAUUUGGAGACUCCUCCUGUCAGGUCAUUUUGGCUACGAAGGCAAAGGUGGAAACGAGUACUCUUUCGGCUACCGGAGCGGGCUGUUGGGCUAAGAUUCCAAAUGAAAUCAUUUGAGAGUAUUGAUUCUGCUAUUCCAAGGUCCAGUGGUGAUCUCUGGGCAGAAAUCUGUUCCUGUUUGCCAAAUCCUGACCAGGGGGAUGACCCCAAAGAUGCCUUCUCUGAUUCCUUCAUGGAUUUAUCUUCUGGAGGUGAGAAUCAGAGAGAAGCUGCAGACUUGACUGUUAGGCCAAACCUAAAGCCUUGGGCUCCGUUGCAGGAUUCAGAAGUGUAUCUAGCAUCUCUAGAGAAGAAACUAAAAAGAAUUAAGGGUUUAAGCCAGGAAGUGACUUCCAAGGACAUGCUUCGUACCCUUGCUCAGGCCAAGAAAGAAUGCUGGGAUCGAUUCCUUCAGGAGAAAUUAGAAUCUGAGUUCUAUAUGGAGGGUCUUGAGUCUGAUGAGAGUACUUUGGAACAUUUCAAGAGGUGGCUGCAGCCAGACAAAGUGGCUAUCAGUGCUGAAGAGAUACAGUACCUGAUUCCGCCAGAGUCACAGUCUGAGAAGCCCGGGGAGGAGCCAGCAGCCGUGGAACAAUAAACCACACACACCACGCAGCUGUCACAGGUCCCCAGAGACCAGUGGAGUUCUCAGCAGCAAGUAAUGAAAGGAGAGUUGAAGGUUAAAAAAAAAAAAAAAAAAAAAAAAGAGAAGCAGUCCAAAUUUCUACUCUGCAAAGCAAACAGCUGCAGGCCUCCAAAGACCUGCUUAGGAUCUAGCAUAUGUGAUUGCCUUGGAUGAAGUGACUGGUCCUGUGCAUACUGGACCCAAAUAUUGCUUUUCUCUCUGUUGUUUUGCAGCUCUUCCAUGCCCUGAAGCUUCAGGUUAGAUCACUGUUAGUAAUCUGAUGAAGGACCAAGCAUGGAAAAUGUUUGGAGAAAUUGAUGCCCUAGGCUUGAAUGGACAAAUUAUGUGAACUUUUUUUCCUUCCUUCAUGGGUAAACAAACUCAGAGCUCUCAUAUUGCUGGUUGUAUCCCUACAUGGCAAAAGAUUUCUGUUUAAACCUAUCAGACACAAUGUUUCCUGUUUAUGUUCCAAACACCUCUAUAAAUUUUGUAAGGGCACAGGGGAGGAAAAAGUCUACCUCCUCACAUAUCAGCCCCUCUCAGUAUGCUCUGCAGUGAUAUUAAAUAAUACCCCUACCUGACAUAUGUAUUAUGCUUCAUGGUUAUUAAAGCCCACCCACUUAAGUUAUCUUACCUGAUCCUCACCACAGCCCUGUGAACUAGAUAAAGCAUAAGUUGUUAUUCCUAUUUUAGAGUUGAGGGGGUGUCUUUUGCCCAGGAUCCUAUCUAGUAAGUAUUAAAGCUAUGACUAUCAUCCGGAUCUUCUUAUCCUAAAUCCAAUCCUUUUUUUUUUUUUUUUUUUCUGAGGCAAUUGGGGUUAAGUGACUUGCCCAGGCUCACACAGCUAGGAAGUGUUAAGUGUUUGAGGCCAGAUUUGAACUCAAGUUCUCCUGACUUCAGGGCUGGGGUUCUAUCCACUGCACUACCUAGCUGCCCCCAAUUCUUUUUUUCAUUAAAUGCUUUUUCACUAAAAGAUGAAGUGGCAGAAUCCUGAAGGAAAAGGAUUUUUUUUCCUAUUGCCUUAUUUAUUUUUGUAAUAGGUUUAGAAUGGGGAGAAUAUUGAGAAUAUAUGUAUGUAAGUAUGAGUAUCUUUCUAUUUCAUUUUUUCAGCUGUCUUAUUAAAAAUUCUAAGUUCUAAAUCACAUUUUAAGAUGAUUUUUAGUAUUUGGUUGGUAUUACAACUGAAAAGUUUUGUUUUUGUACCUCUGGCUCUCCUGAGCCAUAAGCUUUUUUUUGUGUUUAAAUUGUUUUGAUUUGGUAUAUACUGACCAUAAAAAGCUUUUCCCAUCUUAAUACCUAUUUAUAUGUAUCAUAUUUCUCAUGGCUACUUUCAGGGAGAGAAAAAAGGAAAAAAAAUGCACGAAGCAACAGAAUUGGUGCCUGCAUUGCCUGUGACCUUCUAUUUAAUGAGUAUUCUUCUAGCAUUAUAAACCUCAGGUCGUCUUUAUGGGCAGUGUUGCUUUUGCUGCCAGAGCUCCACAGUCUAAUUCAGGCAUUGAACUAAGGUAAUUGGUACCUUGAUAAUUGGUACCAAAUUCAGAUGGAAAAGAGUGUUGUAAAAACCAUUGAUUGUUCCUCAAUUGAAUGCUUGGUCUGAAAGAAAAGAACCUUGGCUAUACUCAGAAUUUUAAAUUUCUUGAACAGCCUUUGGAAAUAUUUGUUCCUUUUUAAUUAGUGAUACAUAUUUUGGUCAGGGAAAGUUUAGGAACUGUUUUUUAACCAGCAGGCUUCAUUCAGUUUGGUAACUUAGUAUCCAUGACAGAUCCAGAGAGAUGUGCCAUAGUGUCUGUAAAUUCCAAGGAAACUGGAAUUGGCUCCUGGGAUUGCUGUAAGGAAUAUAAAGGAAAAUCAUCUCUUUGAUGAUUUUCAACAUCUUACCUAUGCUUUGUGGUUAUCUGUUGGCCUUACAAUAAAUAGAUGGAUUUUUGUUUUUAAGGUUUUAUAUUUUAUCAUUUUGAGAAACAGUACCUUUUUUUUUUCUUGGUGACAAUUAUUUUAAAAAAUCAGAGAAGGGGGACAGCUUGUUGGUAUAGUGGAUACACACUAGCCCUGAAAUCAGGAGGACCUGAGUUCAAACCUGGCCUCAAACACUUAAUACUUCGUGGUUAUAUGAUUCUGGGCAAGUCACUUAAUCCCAAUUGCCUCAGCCAAAAAAAAAAAAAAAAAAGUCAGAGAAGAAGAAGGUUGUCACUAAUAGCUAGAACACCCAGAGAAAGUGUUGCUUUCUAGGAAAUAGGAAACUAGUUGAAUAGUAUCUUUACAACUCAAGCAAAAAUCCAUCACUGUCUUUUUCCUACUCUUUGGCAUAUUUAAAAAAAAACAAAAGGAAAUUUUUUUUAAAAAUGUAAAUAAUAUUUUAUUUUUUCCAAUCACAUAUAAAGAUAGUUUUCAGCAUUUUUAUUUUUUUAAAGAUUUAGAGUUCCAAUUUUUUCUCCCUCCCUUUCUCCCUUCUCCUCUCCCCAAGAUGGCAGGCAAUCUGAUAUAGGGUAUAUUUGUACAAUCAUGUUAAGAAUACAUCCAGAUUAAUCAGUUUGUGAAAGAAGAAAUAGAACCAAAGGGAAAAAAGCACAAACAUCCCAAAUUAAGUGAAAAUAGUAUGUUUUGAUCUGCAUUCAGAUUCUAUUUCUCUGGAUAUGGAUAGCAGUUUCCAUCAUUUGGCUUUAGAAUUGUCUUGGAUCAUUGCAUUGCUGAGAAGAGCAAAGUCUAUCAUAGUUGAUCAUUGCAACAAUGUUGCUCUUACUGUGUACAAUGUUUUCUGAUUCUGCUCACUUUACUCAGAACCCGUUCACGUAAGUCUUUACAAGUUUUUCUGAAUUCUGCCUAUGCAUCAUUUCUUAUAGUAUAAUAGUAUUCCAAUAUAUUCACAUAUCACAACUUGUUUAGCCAUUAAUAGGCAUUCCCUCAAUUUCUAAUUCUUUGCUGCCAACACAAAAAGAGCUGCUAUAAAUAAUUUUAUUCAUAUAGGUUCUUUUUUCAUUUUUAUGAUUUGUUUGAGCCAGCAGUGGUAUUGCUGGAUCAAAGGGUAUGCACAGAUUGAUUGCCCUUUGGACAUGGUUCCAAAUUUCUCUCCAGAAUGUUUGGAUCAUUUCACAACUCCACCAAUAAUACAUUAGUGUCCCAAAUUCCCCACAUCUUCUCCAACAUUUAUAAUUUUCCAAAAGAAAAAUUCUUGAGAAUGGGAAGAUAGAAGUAUCUGGGAUGUUUUGCUUUAUAUACAGAUUUAGUAGUUGGAGCAGACAUUGAAGAAAGAGCCAGGUGAUUUUAAAAAAUGUUUUAUUAAUGCUUUUAAAAAAUACUCACUGUUUCUUCCCACUGACUUCCCAUACUUAACUGAGUAGACCCCUCCAUCAUUAAAAAAAAAAAAAGUUUAGUCAAACAAAAUUGAAUUAGUACAGAGGCUAUAUCUGAAAAUGUAUGCUUCAUUCCACACCUUUGCUUCUCUGCUGAGAAUUAUGAUUGGUCACUUCUGCAUUAAUCAAAAUUUUGAAGUCUUUUAAUAUUUUUUCCUUCACAUUAUUGCAGGCUUGGUUCUGCUUACUUCAUUACCAUUUCAUACAAGUCUUCCCAAGUUUGUCUGAAUUCUUAAGUAUUCACUUCUUAAGAUACAAUAAUAUUUUACCACAUUCAUAUGCCAUCAUUUGUUUAAGUCAUUCCCCAGUGGAUGGGUUCUUCUUUUAUUUUCAGUUUUUUAAUACAAAUAUGCUGCUAUAAAUAUUUUUGUAUAUUUGUGAAACAUCUUCCUCUGUCUUUCACAUUCUUGGGUUAUGUGCCUUGUAGUGAUAUUAGGUAUAAUUCCAAAUUGUUUCCUAGAAUAAUUGGAUGAUUCUCCACUUCAUGUAACAAUGCGUUUAUGUGCCAGUCUUCCUACAGCUCAUUGAUCAUUUUCAUCUAUCAUAGGAUCAAAGAAUCAUACAUUUAUAACUGAUGAGUCCUCAGAGUAUCUUUUUCAAUCCCCUCUGUCCUUUUUUAUAGAUGAAACUAAGGCCUAGAGAUGUAUAUUUACUUGACUAAGGUCAUGCAGUUAAAUAAGUGUUCAGUUGAAAUUUGAACCCAGAUCCUCUGACUCCAAAUCUAAUGUUCUUUAACAACUCAUAUUUCUGUAGCUUUUUAAUGUUUAUAAAGUGUUUUUCUUCUGAGGUACUUCAAUUUGCAGUUUUAUUAGUGAUUUGGAGCAUUGCUUCAUAUGGUUAUUGAUAGUUUGCUCUUUUAUCUGUUAGGGAAUAGUUCUGGUUCUUAAAUGUUUAUAUUAAUUCUUUAUGUAUCUUGGAUAUUAGACAUGGAGAUUUGUAUAUUGCUUUCCUUAUUACUUCUGUAGAUUCGAAGCAAAUAUUCUGACUUCUUUAAGCAUAAACUUCCCUCUGGAUUCAUGGUUUCAUUAUUUGGAAUUUUUCCUCCUUAGUUGCAGUUUACAACCUUACCUUACCUUACUUGAUUUCUGCCUUUGCUGUAAGCUAAAAAAAAAAAAAUCAUCACCUGAUGGCCAAUCCUUUAGUAAAUGAGCCUUUGCACACUUAGUGAGACCUCAAACCAGAGGCACAGAAUUCAAGGACCAGGCUUAUAUGUAAAGCCUUUCCAGCUUGGCAAUAUGUGGAAGUUUUCCACUUCAGCCUUUGAGAACCCUGCUUCAUUGUACUACACAUGAGUAAGAUGAGACAUUGAAAUUGGUAUUUAGUGAAAGAGUUGAACUUUAUCAUGAGAAUAAUCACAUUAGCCCCAAAUUUUCUUCAUUCUGUGAAAAAAAAAAGCAAACAAAUUUUAAUACUCUGGAGUCUUAGCAUAGUUUCUUAUCCUACUUAGUUGCUCAUCAAGUGACCUUGGAAAUGGAGGGUUUUCUGGGUAAUGCUUCCAGAGAUCACUGAAAUUCAUGAAGAAGGAAAACGGUCUUUAUUAUCCCUUACUGUCUUCCCUGCCUGUAUCUCAAGUUAAAAAAAUAGAAAAUUGAUGAUUGGAGAAAUAGUUUAUGUUAAAUAUAAAGUAUUGGAAUGAAAAUUACCUCUGGGAGUAGAGCAGUAGUGAAUUCCUUGACAUAAGCUAGAGCAGGUAAGAUUUAUGCCAGAGAGAUAAGGGGCCAGCUGAUUAGUGUGUUUAAUGGUUAAAACAAAAUAAAAUAAAAACAGCAAUUAUUCCACGGUCUGAAAAGACUUGUACUGGAAUUAAAUGGGAUUGUCCCCAGUACAAACUCCAGAAAUGUGGAGGCAGCAGAUGAACAAACAGUAAAUCAAUCAGUGGUUGCCAACAUACUUACUUGCCUGGCAAUGCUAUUGGUGAUAAAAUUGUUUGAAGAGAAAUGGUGUUUUGGACUGGAUGGCUGACUAUUAGGGUAUAAAUGUCUGGAAGAGAUGCCUAUGCCCUAUCCCUCAAGGCAAGACUAUAUGCCCUAGUUGCUGGAGAUAACUACCUUUUCCAGAGACCUCAAAGAUCUGUUUGUUUGUUUGUUUGUUUUUACUUCUCUGAGGUGCUUCUGGACUCUAAAGGAUAUUGCUAUGCAUAUGCUGCCCCAUGGGCUCCAAAACAGAAUAAAAGACUUGAUUUUCUAGCAAGGCAGUAAAAGGCAGAGUCUAGUAAAAAUAGGUGCAUUAGUCCAGCUCACUCAGGAGACCUGUUUAGAGCUUGAGGCGGUUACUAUAUAACACUAACAUUUAUGUAGUAUUUCUCUGUGGCAUGCCACAACUCUGAAGGAAAUAGUACAAAUAUGAUUAUCCCCAUUUUUGUUGUGUGGAAACAAACUCAAGGUCAGGAUUAGAAUUUGAAUUCAGAUCUGACUUUCCAUUACUUUCUCUCUAUAAAAGGAGUUACCAAUUGCUGUGGUACAGAUGGGGAAAUGAGAGUUCCAUAAGCAGUUGUUGAAAAAUCUGUUUGCUAUACUACUUCUUACCCCCCAAGCUUCCAUAAAGUAUAAUGAAAUUGUAUCCCCCCAAAAAGGUAACAUAUCCAUGGAGAGAUCCAUAAUCUGAAUGAAUGUUCUUUGCUUCCUUUGUUUGAUCCCUACUACAGUUUCUUUUGUCUCUCUUUUGAAUGGAGGUCUUUUUCUUUUCACCGCUACACCUCUUAGAAAAAAUUGUCUAUGCCCGAUAUCUAUUUAUUACCCACUCUUUAAUCCCCAUGUAUUUUACCUUUUUAAAGUGAAGCUGGUGUCUCAAAGGGUACCAGUUUUCUAAUAAUCGCCAAUCCAAUCCCCCUCAACCUCACCCCCAAUUCUCAUCAACACUGAUCAUUCCUCCCUUGGUUUUAGAGGCAACUCCUACCUCUCUGACCCCUUCUCUGUUUCUUCCAGCUCUUUUUUCUCUCCAGAGAAAAUGAUCCCGGAGGGUCAGUGAUCUUCAGGGUUCUGUCUUUGGCCCUCUGUUCUCUCCCUACUUAGCAAAUUCCCUCUUACAGCUUUAACUAUCACAUCUAUGCUGAUGUCUCAUAUUUGUUUAUGUUUCUUGACUUUUGUGCUCCAAACCUACCUCUUCAGUUGGCUAUGUAGAAUAUUUCAUCUGGAUGACCUACACCACUGCAAACUCAAUACAUCCAAAACCCAACUUUGGCUUGCUGUUUUUUUAAUUAUCUUUUAUGAGUGGCAUCCUGGUUUUCCAUGUUUAAAAUCUUAUUUUUUUCUCUUCCCUAGCUCACAUUUCUCAUAAUCAGUUUUAUUGAUUCAACCUCAAUAAUGAAAUAUUAAGAGGUGAUUCAGGUCAAUUCCAAUAGACUUGUGAUGGAGAGCCAUCUGCAUCCAGAGACAGGAUUGUAGAGACUGAAUGUGGAUCACAACAUAGUAUUUUCACCUUUUUUGUUGUUGUUUUUUACUUGCUUGUUUUUUUUCUCAUUUUUUUCUUUUUGAUAACAUUUUUCUUGUGCAGUAUGAUAAAUGUGGAAAUAGCUACAGAAAAAUUGCACAUGUUUAACAUAGGAGAGAGGGAAGAGGGAAAAGGAGGGAGAAAAAUAUGGAACAUAAGGUUUUUCAAGAGUGAAUUUUUUUUGUUUGUUUUUUUGUUUUUUUUUCCUUUUAAAAAUUUUUUAAGUGUUGAAAACUUUUUGUAUGUAUUUUGAAAAUAAAACGCUAUUAUUAAAAAAAUUAAACAUUAAGCACUUAGAAUGUGCUUGACAUUGUGCUAAGCUGUGUAUACAAAAAGGAAAAAGCUAGCCCCUGAUUUUACAGCCACCUCUGCAAAAUAUUUCUCAUUUACCUUCUGCCUUCCCUUUCUUGGCACUACUCUGGUACUAGUUCUCAUCACCCAUCCUCUUGGAGGAUUAUGAUCACCUCACAGACCUUUCCUCCUCCAUUUUUUCUGCUCUUCAGUUGAGUUUUCAUAGCUCAGCCUGAGUGAUCAUUCUUCUUUGAAACUCUACUCAUGUCACUUGUCUGCUCAGAAAUCUUCAGCGACUCAUUAUUGCUUACUCAGUAUGAUUCACACCUCCCUUUUCUUGGCUUUUUCUUGCAUGACUUUCUUCCCUGCAUUAAAAACCUUGGCCAAACUGGAUAGUCCUUUUUCCUGAAAAGAUGCUCCACACUUUUUCACCCCCAUAUAUUGAUUCAUGUGAAACUUGAGAACUUUCACUGGGAAUAUUUUCCCUAAAUUUUCUUGAAAAGCCAGUUCAAAUGCUACUUCCUCGACAAAGACUCUGAUCUCACUCAGAUCUACCUUCCUUCUGAGACCUCAAGCCACAUUUUGGUUCCUGUCUCUUUUCUGGGUCACUGGUCUAAGAAUUCUCCCCUAGGAGGGAUUGGUAAGUACUGGGGGAGGGGGGGAAUGGGCCACUUUUCCCAUGAAGUUGGCAACAGUUUGGUGAUUUUUACUUUAGUUCCACUCAAACUACCUUUAUGACCAGUUGGGAGCUUCUUAGGGCUGAGGACAGCUGGGUGGCACAGUAGAUAGAAUGCCAGGCCUGGAGUCAGGAAAACUCACUCAUAUUCAUGAGUUCAAAUCUGGCCUCAGACACUGUGAUCCUGGGCAAGUCACUUCAUCUUGUUUGCCUUGGUUUCCUUAUCUGUAAAGUGACCUGGAGAAGUAAAUGACAACCAUUCCAGUAUCUCUGCCAAGAAAACCUCAAAAGGGAUCACAAAGAGUUGGACGUGACUGAAAUGACUGAACUGAUUGAAUCAUAGAGUUGUGAAACUGAGGCCCUAAUGGACAGAUAUGAAGUGAAAAACAAGCUUUUCAUAUGCUCUCCUGGCCAAUUCUGCCUUCGAGAUCAAUGAAUUUGUUAAGCUCCCAUCUGCCUAUUGUGAGGAGCUCCUUCACAGAACCAGGAAAGAAGGAGAAACCAUUGAAUGACUUCUUCUGGAAGGUAAUUUUGAGCCUAUCACAUAGAUCUUAAGAAUGAACUCUGAAAUUAUGGCAUUAUGUAAUGUCAAUUCCUGCUAAAAUUAUUGAGUGGAUGAUUAUAAAGGGGUGUUUUGUGGACAUUUAAAAAUGAAGGUGAUUACCAAUAAAUGGAUAAGUUAAAAAAUGAGUUAAUUCCAGAAUAACCUAAUCUCCCUCACCCCUUUUUUUCCCUUAUAAUUAUUAGGCUAGUAGAUGAGAAUAAUACCACAGAUAGAAUAGGAAAGUGGCAAGAUACAGAAGUUAUUUUUAUCGCUGAAUUCUUCAGUUUUGCUCAUGGACAUAAAGUAUGUUUAAAUUUCAUCAAGGCUUUUGACAAAAAUCUCAUUUCCUAAUCAUUCCCAGGACAUGAUGAAGAUUUUCAGAAUAAAUGAUAAUACAAUUAGAUGCAUUCAGAACUAGUUGAUUAGAAGUAGAGUGUUGAUUAAUGAAUUGGUGCUAACCAAUUAGGUAGGUCUCUAGUGAAGACUAUCCUUGUUUCUAUUGUGACUCAUUCUCAGUGACUUAGAUGGAGACAUACAUAUAGCAUGCUUACAAAAUUUUGGAUGGCCUAAAGACAGGAAUGCUAGUUUGCAAAAUUAGGAUCUAGGAAUAUCUCAGGAGACUGGACUAGUGGGACAACUCUAGAAGACCAAGCAGUAAAGAUUCAAAAUGUUACACAUUUAAAUAUAAAAUAGUAGACAUGGCUAGAUGACAAAUCACGGUAGAAAAACGUUGGAAUCUUUGUGUACUUAAGAGUUGAUAAUGAGUCACUGUGAUGUGGCAGCCAAAAGAAUAAUUCAUUUUAAAAUUGCAUUAAUAGAAAUACAGAGUUCAAAAUGUGGGGAGUACUAGUUUCAUUGAAUUUUGCCCUAAACUGAAGCUACAGCAUAGUGUCCAAUUUUAGGUACCACAUUAAAGGCAAGAUACAGUCUAACUAUAAGUGAUCAGAAUCCUGAGGGGACUGAAAUCUUACUGUCUUGAGAUUAGCAGAAGGGUCUUUUAUCUUGAAAAGAAGACUAAGGGAUAAUAGAUUUCAGCUGUUUGAGAGAUACAAAAAAUCCAUUCAAUUUGUCCUAUUGACUCCAGAAAGCAUAUAGUUCCAACCAAUAAUUGAAAAUUAUAGAGAAGCAAAUUUCAGCUUAAUAUAAAGACAAGCUUCCUAACAAAUUUAAGUGAGGUAGUGAGUUCUUAAGUAGUUUUAAGUAGAAGCUUAAUAUUCAUUUUUACAGAAUAUUAUAGAAAAGAUUUUUCUUUUGCCCAGGUGUUAUGCUAAAAUGAACUCUGCAUUCCCUUUAAACUGCAAUUCUAUAAUUAAAGGAAUCUGUACUUUUUAUCUGUUAAAUAGCUAUAAGUGGUUCUUGGGACAGAUUGUUUGUGGUAGGGAAAAAUCUAUAGGUUUCUCAUUCCAGGUUCAAUUUCAGAAGCAGAGAUUGGACCUUAAAUUUUUGCAUUUUAGAUCUUUUAUUUUCACACUGUACUGAGCAAGUCUUUUUCAAUCUGGCUCUUCUUGCCUUGCCUAGAUGCUCUGAUAGUUGGGCCAGGCUCAAUCCUUUAGGCAGGGAGGUUCCCUGCCUUAUAAGCAAGAGGAUCUUUAUCUUAUUCUGACCCAUUUCUUUCUCAGAGGUAUAGCUUCCUGUGCAGAUCAACUGGUUUGAAGAACUGUAACAGUCAAAUCAAAAAACAAAAAACAACAUAAAAACCUGAAGCUUAUGGGCCUCUCUGAUCUUUAAAGAUUACUUAUGGGUGUUGGACGCUGGGCUCCCUCUUCUGCCCAACAUCUUACCUUGCCAUUUUCUAGAUAUUCAUUUGCCAUUUUUAUACAUCUUAUUUAAUUCACUGACCAAUACCUAUGCCAUCUCCCUGCUUGUGAUAGGAUAGGAAAUCAUAUGUCGCUGAUGGAGAAUAUUCUCUAUGCAACUCCAAACAUUUGGCUGCCUCAGUGAGUUGCCCUAAUGUAAAAGUGGAUUUAAUUCAGAAAUGAUAUAGUGACAGCUGCAUGGACAAGGUGUGAUAGCUCCAUGAAACUGAGUGUACUAAGGUGUGAGAAUAACUUCUCUGAAGGCCAUCACUGACCUCUUUACCACUUCUUUCAUAGCUUAAGAACCAUUUCACCAAGUGUGUUGGCAAUUGAUACCCAGUUAUAUCAACUGUUGCUAACCCAUCCUUCAUACUCUGGGGCCCCAUCCAGAAUCUAGAUCUAGUUGCAUCUAAUAAAUGAAAACUACUUGUAUCCUUUACCCAGAACCCUUCUUCCUACACUACAUGUGCUCCAAGAUAUUUGUAUUAGAACUUGAGCUUCCCCUUGUGUGAAUUAAAAUGCUCCAUUAAUAAAAGAACUAUUUUAUACCUAA